AUGAAUAAAACCAUUGGUCUAACAACUGAUGCUUAUUAACAAAAGAUAGUUGAAUGCUUCGAAGUGGUAUAAAAUCAAAUAGAAGUAAUAUUAAACAAUUAACUAGACUUCUUUCAACAAAAUCUACUCUUAUUUAGAUUCACUUCUUAAUAAUACUUCUGAUUUAUUAAAUAUCAAGACCUUUGAAAAUCAACCUUGUGCACCUAACUUUGACUUACCAAAAGCUAAAUUUGAGAAUACAAACUUUAGUUAAUAAUUAUGUUAAGAUGUAUAACCAUUAAUCAAACAUAAUCUUAGCAAUUAAAUAAUACUCAAAGAUUAAUCAUUAAAUGAGACAUAAACAAAUAAAGAGAUACAAUCACUCACUAAUAAAUCAAAUAUGAAACCAUUCAUUUAUCAACUAAUCUCACAAUAUUCAAUUAAAUAAUUUGAAUGGUGUUGUGCAAUAACUAUUAAUAAAGAUUGCACAACAUUAUUGGCUGGAUGUGAUAAACAAAUUAAAGUAUAUGAAUUCAAGUAAGGAAUGGCCAAACAAACUCAAAUUUUAAGUGAACAUAAGUCUCGUGUGUAUACUCUAAACUUCAUGAAGAAAUCAAAUUAGUUUAUAUCUGGGAGUUGUGAUAAAUCUAUUAUUAUAUGGUAAUAAAAUUAAAAUAAUUAAUGGAUUUCCUAAUACAUAUUAAAUGGACAUACCAAUAUUGUUUAUUGUUUAAUAUUAAACAAUAAUGAAGAUUUAAUUGUAUCAGGAAGUGAUGAUAAAAGUAUUAAAUUUUGGAUGAAAAAUAAUUAAUGGAUGUGUUAGUAAACAAUUACAGAUCAUACCAAUGAGAUAUUUGGAUUAAGUUUUAAUUAAUAAUCAAAUAGAAUUGUCUCUUGUGGUGGUGAUAAGUUGAUAUUAAUAAUGGAAGAAUAAGGAUAAAAUAAAUAAUGGGUUGUAAUAUAAAAGAUUACAGUUGAAUAGUAUGGAUUUCGAGUAUGCUUUAUUGAUAAUAAUAUGUUCGCAUUAUCAAACGUGACAAAGAAUAGAUAUCUAUUUUUGAGAUGAACAGUAUAAAUCAAUAGUUUA
Molecule: messenger RNA, 1066 nt
Organism: Paramecium octaurelia
Lineage: Eukaryota; Ciliophora; Oligohymenophorea; Peniculida; Parameciidae
Source: the annotation of a GenBank genome assembly